AUUAUACUAGACAUUUAUUUCUAGGUGUGUGCAAUCCCUGGGAGCGUACCCAUGACCUUGACGUUGCGCUUAUUGUUUCCCACUGGCUGAGCCAAAGUAAGCCCACAUGAGUCAAUCACGUUUCUCUCUGGGGCUUACUUUUGACCAAUUGUGUUUCUCUACGGGGCUUACUUUUGACCAAUCGCGUUUCUCUAUGGGGCUUACUUCUGACCAAUCGCGUUUCUCUUCUCUGGCUUACUGUGGACCAAUCGCUUUUCUCUCCUGUUGCUUACUUUUGACUGAUCACCGACCGCUGCGCUGUUAUUGUCAUCUUUGCAAAAAGUAAGGCUAUGGUUUACUUAAUUAUUGAAUAACUUUUCCCAUUAUUAAUAUAGAACAAAACAUAUCGCUACUGAUCAGAUAAAUUAAAAUCAUCUGCUGUCCGCUAAUUAAGCUGCCAACAAUGAUGUGUGUUUUGUAUGCAGUCAUGUUUUCUGCCUAUGAAUGAAAAUACUGAUAAAAAAAUGAUGAGGUAAAAGUUUGUGAGGAGUUAGAGUCUCAGAAGAAGAAAAAUAAGGGAAAAAACUAGAUGAGAAAAAAAGUUUGUGAACAAAAAACAAGCUAUAUAAUAAACUCAUUGUUUAAAAAGAAAGCCUAGACUAAAAGUUUAAAUUAGUGUAGAGUGGAAGAAAUGUAGACUGUGAUAGACUGUGUGUGUGUGUGUGUGUGUGUGUGUGCGUGCGUGCGUGCGUGCGUGCGUGUGUUUGAGAGUUGACAUUUGAAAGUAAACAUCAUCAGCAGAACAUUCUAUCAAUGUAAGUCUAUGGUAUUUUUGGGAAGUUUGAUCUGCUGUUUUAGGAAAACCGUAAGUCUGAUCCCUUAGAAAUGAUAUAGCAACUCAAGUCACACCAGCCUGAAGAUCUGUGUGAUCUGUGUGAAAUUAAAUUAUUCCUGGAUAAAUAAAUGUAAAAAAAAAAAUAAGUAAAAAAACUGUAAUAUGGUUUACGUGUAGCUUGUUAAAUUAUUGUUACACACUAAACAUACAGGUAUCUUUCAGGUUGCUAGAGGUAAUAGUCUCUUUCUGAUUUUCAUUUCAUAAAAUGUACGCAUACCCCGUUUUUCGCCGCCAAUUGGCAACAUCAACCCGACUCCUCAUGGUGCCAUCGCCAGAGUUGAAGUGCCUUGAAAAUGUUGAGUCUGGAAGGGCCAAACCGAAUGAGCAGGUGCUGGCAGAGGCCAGUACUUUUGUCAGCACAAACGGUGUAGACCCCAGUGACCAGUUUUUAGUACUGGCUCACUGCAAACUUCAGUUUGGGAAGUACCAGGGCCAGAGAUUUAGAUGGCUCCUGGAAAACUCUCUGGGGUACGCAGUGUAUUUGAUACUCAGCAUUUCAAAUGAGAUGGCGCAGACAACCCCCCUGUCAGAAAAUAAACAACUGUUCCUACAGUACACUUCUCAUAUUAGAGAGAUGGCAGAAGAAGUGGAGAAGUAUGAGAGGAAGCAGGAAAUGCAAGCUGAAGCCCGGGCAGCUGGAGACCAGGGCUGCUUGAUGGUGGAGUUUGGUGACUUCCAGGGCCGGUCCAUGAAGGAUGUUUAUGAGGACCAGAGCAAGGAGGCCAAAGCCCUCAUCAGAUACCUGGUUAAGGCAGAUGCCAGGCCCAACACUAACAUGGCCAUUUUUAAAAGCUAUGUCCUGAAAAGACAGGCUUCUGCUGUGGGCACCAGUGUACGUCAGCCUGCACCUCCAUCUGCAACAUCCAGUGCUCCUGCACCUCCACCCGUAGCCUCUAGUGCCUCUUCUCCUCCACCCACAGCCUCCACUACCUCUGCACCUCCACCUACAGCAAUCCAAACUGGUGUACAGCAGACCGCCACUGUGAAAGCGCUGUUGGCACGUGGCAAACAUUUGUCUCCUUCACAGCUGGCCAGAAAACUCCUGUCACCAGUUAAACCCUAUCUAUCACUGAAGGUCACUUUACCUCCUCCAGCAGAAGAACUCCCAGCCAAACAUUUGGCCGGAAGGCAGCUUCUCGUAACUGACACUUCCGUUCCCGCUGCUGAAGAUGAUGCGGAGCUGGUGUUUGCUGCAUCACAAUGUGAAGCACAACUAAAUACAGAAUUACGUCACAUCAUGCCUCAAGCGGGAUGCAUUCUUUGAGUGCACUUCUUCAAACAUUAAGGAUGUCCGAAGGUGUCAUUGUAUAUAUUAGCGUUUCCGAACUAACCCAUUGUUGAACCAUCACCGGAUAACUUUUCACACUGCUUGCUUGUCUCACUCACUCUUUAGCUCCCCAUGAGCAGACAGGAUGGUGGAGAUUCAUUGUAUUAGAAAAACAGUUAAAGUGCCAUCUCAAAUUUUCUUUUAAAAUUAGCAUUUUUAUCAGGCUCCUAUGUUAAUGUUAAGCUAUUUCACUUGAAUGGUAAUGAAAAGGACCUAUUCAUUGCUAUAACUGUAAAGAAAAAUGACUGAACCGAAAUGUAAAAAAGAAAAUUCGAGAUGGCAC
Triplophysa rosa is the source of this 2484-nucleotide messenger RNA. RefSeq lists its product as uncharacterized. The coding region runs from base 1080 to 2138 and encodes 352 amino acids. The record is from RefSeq and is a predicted model, not a curated record. The transcript has 4 exons. NCBI's taxonomy places the organism in Eukaryota, Metazoa, Chordata, Actinopteri, Cypriniformes, Nemacheilidae.